CGCAAAGCAAAAUGGACGAUCAUCUUCUUGUUCUAGUUCGUCGAAGUCGAUGGUGAAAGAAGCGCAGGAUAAGCACGAGAAGUUGCAUUUUCAACAAGAAGAUACAAGUAAAGAUCCUUCCAGUUCUAUCUCCGAGAACGGUUGGGAUUAUUACGUGAGUUGGCCGGGAUUUAACAUACCAUCUUGGGUUCUCAAGGCUUUCAUCAAAAAGAGCCAAGGCGGCGGAGGCUUCCAAUUGCGUCCCCUAGAAAAGGCACUUAUCACCAAAUUGGCGAAUAUGGUCAUGAGGUCGCAAUUGAGCACGUCGACGCACCCAGAAGAAGAUCCAUUUGAUGUGUUUACGACUGAAGAUGAUAAGAGUGUUCCAUUCUACGUGAUCGGUACGACUGCCGGGCGGUCGCGCAAGAAAUCGCAAAAAUCAAAGAACAACGAAUUGGACGAGGAGGAUGAGUCUUCAUCUUCUUCAUCUGCAGAAGAGGACGAGGAUGAAGAGACUUCAGCCACCUUGUGGCACGAGAUGGCGCAUGGCCUCUUCUACACGAACCAGGAGUACAGACAACUAGUGGAUGAAGCGUUGGAGACUCUCGAUCUCGUUACGCAGGCUUGGAUGCGCAAACAGUUGGUGAAAAUGGGCUACUGUGACGAUCCCGCCAUUCUCUGGGAUGAGAUGCACGCCUACCUCGUAGACGGUGGCGCAUUUGAUGGUCGUCCACGUGGAGGUGAAGAAGAUAAACCUCAGUAUUCGGCUUACAAAGACCAACAAACGAGGAUCCGAGAAAUUUUCAACCGGUUCAGCGGCUUGAACAUCCCGCUAGAGCCAAGGAGCAGAUCUUGAAUUGAAAGUAACGGUGGUCGCGAAUGAACUUAUCAGGUGACACACAUGACACAAACACUAGACUAGGUCUUUUAUAAUAAUACCUUAAUGGCGGCG
Messenger RNA from Amoebophrya sp. A25, 931 nucleotides. Lineage: Eukaryota; Dinophyceae; Syndiniales; Amoebophryaceae. The record is from the annotation of a GenBank genome assembly.